GCCGCGGGCAUGCGUGGGGCCUCCCCCGGCGGCCGCCAUUGGUCCCGAGCGGCGGGGCGGUGGUGGCGGGGAGGCCGCGCCCGCCCUCCUUCCCGCCGCCGCUCCCCUCACGCCGCCCGGCCAAGUUUAAACACCCCACACACACCCCGCGCACACACCCCGGGCUCGUCCCGCCGAGCCAGCCCGGAGUCCGCGGGGCUGCGGGGGCGCCGGGUGCGGAGGGAGCGCCCCGCCGCCGCCUAUGAAGGUGCCGCGGGGCCGGGCGAGCCAUGGACGGCGGCGGCGGCGGGGCGCCGCCCGCCCUGGAGAAGAACGCGGCGGAGCUGACGGUCAUGGACGUCUACGACAUCGCCUCGGCCGUGGGGCAGGAGUUUGAGCGGGUGAUCGAUCAGCACGGCUGCGAGGCCAUCGCCCGCCUCAUGCCCAAGGUGGUGCGGGUGCUGGAGAUCCUGGAGGUGCUGGUGAGCCGCAACCACAUCAACCCCGAGAUGGAGGAGCUGCGCCUGGAGCUCGACCGCCUGCGCCUGGAGAGGAUGGACCGGAUCGAGAAGGAGCGGAAACACCAGAAGGAAUUAGAACUGGUGGAGGAUGUCUGGAGAGGGGAAGCACAGGACCUUCUUACCCAAAUUGCACAGCUGCAGGAGGAGAAUAAACAACUGAUGACAAACUUGUCUCACAAAGACAUUAAUUUCACAGAAGAGGAAUUUCACAAGCAUGAAGGAAUGUCAGAGAGAGAGCGGCAAGUCAUGAAGAAGCUGAAGGAAGUGGUAGAUAAACAGAGGGAUGAAAUCAGAGCAAAGGACCGGGAACUCGGACUUAAAAAUGAGGAUGUAGAGGCUCUUCAGCAGCAACAGAACAGGUUAAUGAAAAUUAACCAUGACCUUCGUCACCGGAUCACUGUUGUUGAGGCUCAGGGGAAGGCGCUGAUUGAGCAGAAGGUGGAGUUAGAAGCGUAUCUGCAAACCAAGGAGCAGGAGAUGGGCAACCUGCGAGCAGAGCUGGGGAAACUGAGAGAAAAACUGCAGGGUGAGGACAGCCAAAAUGGGGAGGAAGUAAAGGUAGAACCAAACAAUGAUGACUGCCUCUCAGAGUCAGAAAAGAUGGCAAUGGACUUAAAAGAUCCAAAUCGUCCAAGAUUCACCUUGCAGGAGCUCCGGGAUGUCCUUCAUGAGAGGAAUGAAUUGAAAUCUAAAGUGUUUUUACUUCAAGAGGAGCUUUUGUACUAUAAAAGUGAGGAAACAGAAGAAGAAACUAGAUCCCCUCAACCUACACCCAUCAUUCAGUCAAAACCCUCAACUCAGCCUGAAUCUGGAAUCAAACGACUGAUCUUUACAGCCAUAAUGCCCAUGGUAGCAGCUGGAUUGAUUCCAGAUGAUCCCACAUUGCAGCCAAUAAGAAGACUUGUGUCCCUUGUUUAGUUUCUUCUCUCGUGAUAAGAAACGUAUACAGGCAUCACAGAAAAAUGUCCACUUCCAGGAUACUUUUGGAGAAUGGUCAAAUUCAAAUAAAGAUGACUCCUACACUGAACAAGGACAAGAAGCCCUGCAGCACCUGUGACUAAAACCUUGAGGUGUUCAGUUUACUGCAGUAGAUCUCAACAGUCUAGUAACAAGAAGCUUCUGUAAACAAAUCCGGCAGCUCAUCACUUUUAUUUGCCUUGCACACCUCAGUGGUUGUGUUUCAGAUGUACUCUUCAAAAGGGAUCCCUCACUGUUUGCUUGGUGACUGCUGAAAACAGAAUCCAAGCCUUGUAGUAACAGUUGCUGAUACCCUGGGACAUCGAAGCUUCUAGAUGACUUGUUUUGUGCUGAAUAACAAGUCUAUGGUCUUGUUCAUGCAUUAACUACAGUAACACAAGCUUCUUUAAACCAAAAAAAGGACCCGUGCCAUUAUUAGAAGUUUGUUUGCAGUGUACAAUAUCUAGUGGCAAAGACUCUUUUACCCUGUUUGUUAACACUAUCGGUUGUAUGCUUUUUAUUUCUGUAAGAAUUUUUUCAAGAGGGAUAUGACAUCUGGCCACUCUCCAUGGCAGGUCUUAGCACUGCUGUCCUGUCAAGUUCAGCUGGGAUCUGCAUUUUGCAGAGUAACCACUUGGAAAUCCACCUGGUAGGAACUGAUAAACUGGAGUAGCCUUGAGAGGGAUAGUGAGUGUACAUUUCCCUUGCUGCUUAUAGUGCCUAAAGCAUGAAGAAACUGACGUAUGAGGUGAGCGUGCCUUGCAUUUUGCCAUGAGUUCUGCAGUAUUAACAGAAGACAAAUUGGUUACAAGGAGGAAUUCUUACACUUGAAUUUUUUCCUUCUUACCAGGGAUUUCCCCCUGGAGUAGCAAACAGCUGCUGUAAAUGAAUUAGGUUUCUUUCCCACGAACAGGUUUUUGAUUAAGUCACACUCCACUUUUCUGUUUAGAUAAGCCUGCCUAACUUCACAUCCUCAACUUGCUGACAUGAACUAUUUUAACUGACUUAGAGAUGACCCCACUUCAGAAUGUUUUCGCUGACUAGUCUAAACACUACUUGGGCAGAGCGGGUGAAUUCUAUACGCGCAGGCUGCUCCGCGGGUGUUGGUGAAUGUUUGAGUAGCCUGCAGUCACAGGGGCUUAACUUACCAGCAGAAGCCCAGCAGAGCUGAGCUUCAGCUCUGCUUUGCAGUUGAGCUUGUGAGACCUCAGUUGUACUUCCAAAACCCACAACACUGAAGCCCCCACGCAGCGUAACCGUCGCGUGCAGUCGGGUGUCAGCACACACACAGCCUCUGUGCCCUGCGCUGUGCCAGGGCACCAAACCCGGAGGGAGAGGGCGAGUGCAUCCCCAGCUCCUCACUGGGGAGGUGCUGAGGCCUUUCCAUGAACUUGGCUGUGUGCUAGGAGCGUCCGUGCUGCUGGUGGAGCAUCCAGUUACAACAAGGCCGUGGGCAACUUCUGCACGUGUGGCUUAGUGCAGAGAGCUGGGAGCUGCUCUUGGCACCCUACCCCCAGCAACUGCAUCUGCUGGGUAUGGAGCCUCUUCUCAGGAGUAGUACUAAGAGCAGAAAACAAUGCUCAGGCUGGAGUAAACCUCCAACUACUCCAGGUACGGACUGUAGGAAGAAGUCUUGAAGAACUGCUGAAUGACAGCAAGCAAGAGGGUUUAGUCCAGGCCAGUUGUUUAACAUAGGGUAGUCCAAGACUCUGGAUUCAUUAAUGUGUAUGGGCAGCAAAUGGUUCUUAGCCCAUCUGUAAUGAAACUGCCAGGAAACUAUUUCUGCAGAGGUGGGCUGAAAGCUGCUCUGCUCCUGACUGUAACUGUGCCGCAUUUUGAACACGGACCUUCCACGUGUUCUAGGUUGAGAAACUCUUUACUGUACCUCCCUGGUGUCACUGCAGUUUGAGGCAGGGAGAAAAUGUGGCCUUAUGUGAAAGACAUCUGCGUUUGCAGUGGCACUGGCAGCAUCCGAUGCUAGGAUUAGGUAGAUAUGCUUUUGCCUGGUUACGUUUUGGUAACAUAUCUUACAUUUUAUGUUUACAGAAAGCUGUAUCCAUAAAGCAGCAGCACUUCCCCCUUUGUGUGAAAAGCAAUUUUUCAAUGGGGGGAGUGUCUUAAUUUAAUGAUACUUAAGUUGCUAAGAUCUUGAUUUCACUUCCAUAUUAGGAAAAAAAAAAGUAGUUAUAUCAGGCAGUUAAAUUGUGACUGAUACCCGCUGAGUCUCUCCCUAGCAUAGUUUACAGUUACUCGGCACAUUUAGGAGAUGCAGUGAUCAGGAACAAUGCAAGAUCGCAGCGGAUGCAUGGCCUGAAUAAGCACAUCACUUUUGAAAUCAGCUGAGAGCAAUGAACUGGGAUAAUAGAAAUACCCAGACUGAACUGUGUUUCCCAGCACCUAAGCUGGUGCAUUACAGAGGACGUCUCCUGGCCCAGCGCGUCCCGUAGCCAGAGCCCAGUGUGCUAUUGUUGGGUCAAAUCUGCAGCCGCUUUCAAACAAUGGCACAGAGCAGUACAACCUUCCCCCACUCAUCUCUGUAGUCUGUUACCUCCAAAAUCUAAUUAGUUACUCCUGAUCUGCUUGCAUUAACCACUUCGCUCCUCGUUCUCAUGUUUUGAAAUGUUGAGUUUAUACACUCCAGGUGCCACUGGAAAGGAUGGCCUGUAGGGAAGAGUAUGUAAAGAUUUGAAGAUCUAUCAUGUAUUGUUUCUCAAUAGUCAAGUAAAAUCUGCUUUUAGAAGAGGGGCCAGGAUGUUGUCAGGUAAGGGGCAUAACAAUCCUGUCUGCAAAGUGCAGGAUCACUGAAGUUUUUGGGGUUGUUUUGUUGGUUCUGGUGUUUUUGUUUUUUUUUUUUCGUUGGGCAGUAAAUCAUUUUAACAAUUUAAUAAAUAUUUCUGAAAAACAAGUAU
Messenger RNA from Tyto alba (common barn owl), 4366 nucleotides. RefSeq names its product Rab interacting lysosomal protein like 1 (gene RILPL1). Gene Ontology annotation, molecular function: protein dimerization activity. Gene Ontology annotation, biological process: cilium assembly. NCBI's taxonomy places the organism in Eukaryota, Metazoa, Chordata, Aves, Strigiformes, Tytonidae. The transcript has 8 exons. Bases 270 to 1418 code for a protein of 382 amino acids. The record is from RefSeq and is a predicted model, not a curated record. Gene Ontology annotation, cellular component: ciliary basal body; cytoplasm.